UCAGUGUGAUAGUGCAAGUGCAGCAUCACAGGUGUGCAUGCUGCAGGUGUCACUCAAAAACAAUGACAGCCCGAACCUGAGCCCCAGUAUAAGCUAAGGUGGUGUUGAGAUGACUGCACGCAAGAUGGUGGCGAGGAUGCUUGCCCUGAUGUACUCACUAACUCUUCUGUGUCUUGUGUCUGCGGCUCAGAGAUCAAACGAUGAAGUGCCUCGGCCAUCCACUCAGGAGGCCUUCCAGAAGCUGUUGGAGAUUGUGAAGGCGGAGGUACGGCAGGAGAUAGACAGCCUCAACAAGACAAGAACUAAGCUGCUUGAGGUUUCUCGACUUAUCCCAAGACCCCAGAGUGGAUCUGAGGCAGGUGGAAGCAAUGGCAGCAAGGUGGAUGCAUGCCAGCUGGCCAAGAUGGACACAACACCUGAGGCUGUGGCUGAAGCUUUUGAAGUCUUCACACACCAACUUGACCCUUGGGGCACCACAGCAACCCUCAAUGGUACCUUCCACCAACUGGAGUGCUUUGCUCAUGCACAGGCCAAGUCAUCACCUGGGGAAGUUCCUUUAGGAGAUGCAGCUCCGGCUCCACGCCCUGCAGUCACCAACUGCUUGAAGGUGUUGGCGAAGCGUCUCAGCACGAGUUCAGUUCAACUUUACCUCCUGAAUAACCUCGUCAAAAUUCCUUCAUCAUUAGAACAUCCUCCCAGUGCAUAUGAUCAAGCCUUGAAUGCUGGGGACAUCAGGACCAAAACCAUGACCAGGGAGCAUGAAGGGAAGCUCCUCCACAAGCUGCUCAACAAAAAAGAAAUGCCUACACUGACCUCAAAGAAACUGGAAAGGAAUGUAGAGACUACAGAGAUGUCAACAAUAAUCACUGAAUUUGAAAAUAUGAAGACCUUAAUGAACAAUUUGAGACAGGUACUUGGACACACCCACCCAUCCAGCUCCAUCAGCUUGCUACCCACUGAGCAUGGCCCUUACUGCAAGGGCAUCACCAUUACAGGCCCUGUACACACCAUCAUGUGGAAGAUGUUAACAGAACUAUCCACUGCUGCCCUACAGCUUAAGAAUGCUGAUGGGGCAAAUGAGAUCAAGGACACCAGGAAAGAACUACGCUGCCAAAUGGUGGAAGUUGCCAAAUUUGCUGCAGUGUGGUCAGCAUAUAUUAACUCUGACAGGGUGACAGGAAUGCUUGACACUAUUGACUCGACAAUCACAAACCUAAUUAACAAGCGAGUGAGAAAGGCAGCCAUAAUCUUCAAGCGGGAUGACAAAACCAGAGACCUUGCCACCCCAACAAACGAAAAUAAAGUAAUUAUGAAGAAGACCAAAGUGAACAUAUUCCACGAGGUUGAACUUCAUUCCCGCUGCUGUGACUAAGAGCUUGCCACAGUGAGAAGCCUCCCAUCCACUUCACUGUUAGAUUCUUCCUUUCUUAACACUGAUUCCUAGCUUAUGGUUGGAUAAAUAAAGGACUGAUGUAGCAUUU
This is a messenger RNA of Scylla paramamosain (green mud crab), 1481 nucleotides long. RefSeq lists its product as uncharacterized. The record is from RefSeq and is a predicted model, not a curated record. The transcript is spliced from 6 exons. Bases 110 to 1372 code for a protein of 420 amino acids. Lineage: Eukaryota; Metazoa; Arthropoda; Malacostraca; Decapoda; Portunidae.